Molecule: messenger RNA, 978 nt
Organism: Neogale vison (American mink)
Lineage: Eukaryota; Metazoa; Chordata; Mammalia; Carnivora; Mustelidae
Gene: ANXA10
Product: annexin A10
Exons: 12
Coding region: 1-978 (325 amino acids)
Cellular component (GO): cytoplasm
Molecular function (GO): calcium ion binding; calcium-dependent phospholipid binding
Source: RefSeq, a predicted model, not a curated record
AUGACAGGUGUUGGCGAGGAGGUUCAAGGAACCAUCUUCCCAGCUCCAAAUUUCAAUCCCAUAAUGGAUGCCCAAAUGCUAGGGGGAGCACUCCAAGGAUUUGGCUGUGACAAAGACAUGCUGAUCGACAUUCUAACUCAACGCUGUAAUGCACAAAGGCUGAUGAUUGCGGACGCAUACCAGAGCAUGUAUGGCCGGGACCUAAUUGGUGACCUGAAGGAGAAGCUUUCAGAUCACUUCAAAGACGUCAUGGUUGGCCUCAUGUACCCACCACCAUCUUAUGAUGCUCAUGAACUCUGGCAUGCCAUGAAGGGAGCAGGCACUGAAGAAAAUUGUCUCAUUGAUAUUUUAGCUUCAAGAACAAAUGGAGAAAUUUUCCAAAUGCGAGAAGCCUACUGUUUGCAAUACAGCAACAACCUUCAAGAAGACAUUUACUCAGAAACCUCAGGACACUUCAGAGAUACACUCAUGAAUCUGGCCCAGGGAACCAGAGAGGAAGGAUAUACAGACCCUGCUAUGGCUGCUCAGGAUGCAAUGGUCCUGUGGGAAGCCUGUCAGCAGAAGACAGGGGAACACAAAACCAUGCUGCAAAUGGUCCUGUGCAACAAAAGCUAUCAACAACUGUGGCUUGUUUUCCAGGAAUUUCAAAAUAUUUCUGGGCAAGACAUAGUAGAUGCCAUUAAUGAAUGCUAUGAUGGAUACUUCCAAGAGUUGCUAGUUGCAAUUGUUCUCUGUAUUCGAGAUAAACCAGCCUAUUUUGCUUAUAGACUAUAUAGUGCAAUCCAUGACUUCGGUUUCCAUAAUAAAACUGUAAUCAGGAUUCUAAUCGCCAGAAGUGAAAUAGAUCUGAUGACCAUCAGGAAACGAUACAAAGAGAGAUAUGGAAAAUCGCUGUUUCAUGACAUCAAAAAUUUUGCUUCAGGGCAUUAUGAAAAAUCUCUGCUUGCCAUCUGUGCUGGUGAUGCUGAAGACUACUGA